Molecule: messenger RNA, 3448 nt
Organism: Mya arenaria
Lineage: Eukaryota; Metazoa; Mollusca; Bivalvia; Myida; Myidae
Product: ammonium transporter Rh type B-like
Exons: 11
Coding region: 350-1861 (503 amino acids)
Biological process (GO): ammonium homeostasis; ammonium transmembrane transport
Cellular component (GO): plasma membrane
Molecular function (GO): ammonium channel activity
Source: RefSeq, a predicted model, not a curated record
UAUAGCCGCCAGAUUCCUCCAACUUACUCUAUUAAACGUAAGGAAUUGCUUGUCUGACAAUAUGAACGUUUUUUCUUCUAUUUUUUUACAGUGAUAGUACAAUAAUUUGAGCAGCAUUAACGCUGUGAAACUAGGAUUUAUAACUACUGCAAAGAAUUUAAAGCAAACAGUUCAGUCGAUGCGCCUGUACUACAUAUAUAUUUGUUUACCAAAAGAGCAUAAAGAGGAAAUAAGUUAUCGCGUAGAAAUACGUGCAAAAACAACAACAACAAAGAGGAAAUAAGUUAUCGCGUAGAAACACGUGCAAAAACAACAACAACAAAGAGUUUUCUAGAUUAAGAUUAAAACAAUGGGUAAAGUGUUCCGGUUCAAGUUCGGGAGUGUGGCCCUGUUUGUCCAGGUAGUUUUCAUCGUCCUGUUCGCCACCCUCCUCGAGUAUGAUGACUCCGCCGACCCGAAACUGCCCAUGGUUGGCGACCACAACUACGUCCCGCCGACUAGCGAAAACGCCACCUCCGAUGGUGAAACGACGUGGGCGCGAGUCUCCAGGAAAUACCCACCGUUCCAGGACGUGCACGUGAUGAUAUUCAUCGGUUUUGGUUUCCUGAUGACAUUUCUGUGUCGCUACGGUUACUCGGCGGUCGGGCUCAACUUCUUCAUGGCCUCGCUCAUCGUGCAGUGGGCCAUGAUCGUCCGGGGUUUCGUCUACCAGGGAACCUUCACCGGCAAGAAGUAUAAGAUCGUCGUGGAUGAGAUGGUGACUGCGGACUUUGCCUCUGCCACCGUACUCAUCUCGUUCGGUGCUGUUCUAGGAAAGACCACGCCCCUUCAGCUCCUUAUAAUGGGACUGAUAGAGGUGAUACUGGCCCAGAUCAACGGCAUGGUCUGCCACGACAAACUACAUGCUGUGGACGUGGGUGAGUCCAUGUACAUCCACGCGUUCGGUGCCUACUUUGGUCUGGCUGUCUCCCGCAUGCUGUACUCGGAGAAGGCACAAAAAAGCCAAAAGUCGGAGUCUGUCUAUCACUCGGACCUCUUCUCCAUGAUCGGAACCGUUUUCCUGUGGAUGUACUGGCCUAGUUUUAACGGGGGUGGAGCGGAGGGGGACGAGCAGCACCGUGCCUACAUUAACACGUACCUGUCCCUCGCCGCCUGUACCGUGGUCACAUUCGCCAUGUCAGCAAUCUAUGACAAAAAGGGCAAAUUCACCAUGGAGUUUGUCCAGAACGCGACGCUGGCCGGUGGUGUGGCGGUGGGGACGACGGCAAAUAUGCCGCUGCAGCCGUACGGUGCUCUCAUCAUGGGAUCCGUGGCCGGCCUCAUUUCGGUCACCGGAUACAAGUACAUCUCCGGUUUUCUAACGGACAAGCUGCGCAUACAGGACACCUGCGGCGUCAAUAACCUGCAUGGGAUGCCGGCCAUCCUCGCGGCCAUUGCCGGGGCAGUCAUGGCCGCCAUGAGUUCUGAAGACAAGUGGGGCCGCAGCAUGUAUGAGAUAUUCCCGUACACAGUGCCCGCUACAGGAGCUGACUUUGACGCCCUGGUACAACGCUACCCGGACCUGGAGCCGGGCAAGGGCUGGUCAUCCGGAAAACAGGGCGGAUAUCAGAUGCUCGCCCUUGUUAUCACGCUCGGCAUUGCGAUAGUCGGAGGUAUUUUAACAGGUCUGUUACUGAAGCUGCCGGUGUUUGACCAGGAUCAGCUAGGUGAGGUGGACGAUCUGUACGAGGACGCUGUGUUGUGGAAUCUGCCGGAGGAGGAGGAGCAUGAACACGCCAAGAAGUACAUCGAGGAUAAAAACGGCAGCCAGAUGAGCGAGAUGCCUAGAGUGACGGAGGAGAAGGGUAGCGUACAUCUAUAACUGUAAUCACUGUAACCCGGGCUCGUAUAUAACUGCAUGUCGUGUAACUGUAAAGAAGUUGGCAAAGGCGAUACCCUACAGUAUACAAAAGUUAAUGUAGCAACAUAGUGACGCGAUCCAAAUGCAUGCAGAUAUACUUUUGUGGACUGCUAGACCAAUAUUCAAAUAAUCGGACAUUUCAUUCUUGACGUGAAUCACAUUUGAAAGAAAAUAUUAUUCAAUCAAUAUGAAUAUUUGUCGCCUUUUGUAUAUAUCGUUUUAUACCUUCAGUUCUUGAUGGCGCAUAAGUUUGCCAUGUUACCCAUUCACAUUGGUAUGGUAACGUGUAAGUUUCAACUGCUAGUUUAGGUUGGGAAAUAUUUGGUCACGCGUUUGCCUGUAUAUAAUUCUGCUAUUGAAAAACUAUAAUCUGGAAAGUUCCAUGUAUGUACACACAUAUAUACUUGUGCAUAGGAGUGUAUUUUGAAUUUGUUAUGUAUAAUAUGAUUAUCGUAUUUAGUGUUAGGCACAGGGGAUAAAUGUAGACAUUGGUUGCAUUUCAAAUGGUUAAUACUCAAAUCCAUGUCUUAAAGCUAUAAGAUACAAUAACAUCAGCAAUGAUGUGUUUCAAAUGUUAGAUUGCGUGUUUUAAUGGGCCGAUUGUUUAGAACUUUGUUAGAAUAAACGACGUUGUUUACAAUACGGCAUUGUUGUUAUCUGUAUAGUCUUUACUGUUCUGGAAAUUUAAUAAAUAACCAGGUGCCCUGUAUUUCUACCAAUAUUUGAAAAAAAAAAACUGUUUCAGCUGUAUUCAGUGUGUGUAUACCACGUGAUAAAUUACGUCAUUAAUGCUACAUCGGAAGGCAACAGUUUGCUUCGAAUGAUGACUUAAAACAAAGAUAACUUUUCUUUUCUUCAUCAUUUUAAAUGAAACAAAGGGCAGUCUAUGCCACCUAAAGAACCCCGCCUUCGUAAUAUUACCGGAGUGUGGUUAGGUGAGUGUUCUCCUAAAAACUUCGACAAAUCUGUUUCCAAACUAAUGUUUUGACAAUGCUUCAUUAGGGCGGCGGUUUCGUGAAAAGGUUUGUCGAAGUGUUUUAAAAAACUAGAAUCUCAAUCAAACUCUAGUUAAAGACCAAAUGCGGGGUUAUGUAAGCGGCAUAGACUACGCCAUGUUUCAUUGAAUGUGGUGAAUUAAUAGUCAAGUUAUCUUUAAUUAAAGUCUUCAUUUGAAGCAAAAUAUUGGCUUCCAAAGGAGCAUUUAUGACGUAAUUUAUCACGUGGUAUACACACACUGGUAUUUGUUUCAUUGAAAGAUAUGGGUGCAACAUAGAAUAGAUCACCUUUUUUAAAUUACCAACGAUACCGUCAACAACCUUGUUUACGCUAACAUCGUUCUGAACCGUUGGCCCAAUGUGUUACAUUUUGUUCGAACGAGUGUUAACGGCGCAUUUGCACAAUUUGUCUAACAUUCUAUAUCAGGGAUCUGCAUAUGUGUGUAACUAUAUUCUUAUAUAAAUACCUCAUGCGUUAUGUGUUAUUAUUAAGUGUUUGUUCAAUACUGAAUUCAGUGCAUGUAACCACGUACCGUUACUAAAAAAAUAAACC